Clavispora lusitaniae ATCC 42720 is the source of this 1542-nucleotide messenger RNA. RefSeq lists its product as uncharacterized. Gene Ontology annotation, cellular component: cytoplasm. The record is from RefSeq and is a predicted model, not a curated record. Gene Ontology annotation, biological process: protein neddylation. Lineage: Eukaryota; Fungi; Ascomycota; Pichiomycetes; Serinales; Metschnikowiaceae. Gene Ontology annotation, molecular function: NEDD8 activating enzyme activity.
AUGCAAAUAGAUAAAAACACAAAAUACGACCGGCAAAUCAGACUUUGGGCCACCACAGGGCAAAGCCGGCUUGAAAAGUCUCAUGUCUGUGUGAUCGGAGCCACUGCAACCGGAUCAGAAAUCCUCAAAAACCUCGUUCUUCCGGGAAUUGGGACGUUCACCAUCAUAGAUAGCGCCAUCGUGGCCGAAGAUGAUCUCAGCGGCAAUUUCUUUUUGCAAGACGACGACUUGGGCUCCGAGAUUGCUCCUGCAAUGUGCAAAAGCCUUUUGGAUCUCAAUUCGGACGUCAAUGGACACGCCGUCACCCAGCCUAUAAGUGACUUGUUGGGAGCUCCCGACUUUUGGGACCAGUUUGCAGCAGUAGUUCUAACAAAGAGGCUAGACCCGCAGGUCUACCUCGGCUUGAAGCAAAAGCUAUGGGAGAAAAACGUUCCGCUUUUGAGCGUGGCCACUGCCGGUUUUUAUGGCAUGCUCCACAUUAUCAGCAGAGAAACCACCAUUGUCGAGACACACGAUCCGUCCAAAGUUUUCGACCUACGCAUCGACUGUCCAUGGCCGGAACUCCAAGAGUAUGCCGACUCCUUUGUUCUAGAAGAGUUGGACUCUACUGAACAUGCACACGUGCCAUAUAUAGUCAUUUUCAUCAAAGCCCUACAGCGGUGGAAAGCAGACCACAAUGAUCUUCCACCGCAGAACUAUGCCGAAAAGAAAGAGUUUCGAUCUGCCUAUGUGGAGAGUAUGGCACGCAAUCUUGCCACUGAGACAAACUUUCUUGAAGCAUCGCAAUCGAUCCAUCGGGCAUUGCAGGUUACCAGAAUUCCGGAAGCGGUAAAGCAACUAUUCAAUGCUCCGGAACUCCAAACUUUAUCUUCGUCUACCUCGCUUUUUUGGCUUUUUGUGGCGGCAUUGAAGGAAUUUGUGGCCAGAAACGAUAACAAAUUGCCCCUACCAGGAAAUCUUCCGGACAUGACAUCAAAGACCUCCAACUACAUCAGGUUACAGAACAUCUACCGGAAAAAGGCCGCUGUUGACCAGCAAGCGUUUUCUGAAGCACUUUCAGGUAUUUUUCACCAAGUCGGUCUACAUGAAAAGGACUUGAACCAAGACAUGAUUGCAUCCUUCUGCAAGAACAGCGCCUUUCUCUAUGUGUCGAAGGGUAGUCUUCUUCAGUAUUCCGAGCCACUCUUGAAUGAGUUGAGGUCCUUAUGUGAAAAGGAAUGUGAAAACAAUACGUUGGCGAUAUAUUUUGGUAUACUUGCUUUACACGAUUUGUUAGACCACGGAGCUAUCAACGACUUCGACUCUUAUGUCCAACAUUUUAGCCAAUUGUUUCUACUUUCAUCAUCUAUUUCACUGGGCGUUUUGAAAAUCUUAAAGGAGCUUUUCGUCCAUUAUACCACUAACUACCAUAAUAUCUGCAGCCUUAUGGGUGGUAUUGGUUCUCAAGAGGUUUUGAAGAUUGUAACUCAGCAGUAUAUCCCUCUCGAUAACUUGUAUGUUUUCGACGGCGUCAAAUCUAUCAGCGAUAAAUGGAAAAUCUGA